Molecule: messenger RNA, 1662 nt
Organism: Saprolegnia parasitica CBS 223.65
Lineage: Eukaryota; Oomycota; Saprolegniomycetes; Saprolegniales; Saprolegniaceae
Exons: 5
Coding region: 1-1662 (553 amino acids)
Biological process (GO): xylulose metabolic process
Cellular component (GO): cytosol
Molecular function (GO): D-xylulokinase activity
Source: RefSeq, a predicted model, not a curated record
AUGAAGCUCUUCGUCGGCCUCGACCUGUCGACGCAGAGCAUGACAGGCGUCGUGGUCGCUGCGACGCCGAUGCCCAAGCCAUUUGCAGUCGUGGCGUCCAGGACCUUCCAGCUCGAUGACCGGCUUCCGCACUAUGGCACGACCAAGGGCGUUCUGUUGCACGGCGCGCACGUCGAAGUGCCCAGCUUGAUGCUUGUCGAGGCCGUCGAUGAGAUCCUGUGCGAGCUCUCGGCGGCGGUGGAAAUGGCGGGGUACACGAUGGCCAACGUCGUCGCUGUGAGCGGCAGUGCGCAACAGCACACGAGCGUCUUCUGGAGCGACGCAGAGCUCUGCCUGCCUGACGACGCGUCGACAACGCUGCGCGAUCACUUGCAGGACGCAUUUGCGCCCGCGAACGGCCGCAGCUGGAUGGACGCGACAACGACGGCCGAGUGCAGGGCGCUUGAGGCCGCUGUUGGAGGCGCCCAGCGGCUGGCCGACGUGACGGGCUCGCGCGGCUACGAGCGCUUUACGCUGAUCCAGCUGCUGUCCCUGGACCGCGAUCUCCUCGAGCGUGCAGGGCGCGUUAGCAUUGCGUCGUCCUUGCUCACGUCGCUCUUCCUCGGGGCGUUCGCGCCCAUCGACCACAGCGAUGGCAGCGGCAUGAACCUCAUGGACAUCGCGACGCGGCAGUGGUCCAGAGACGUUCUUAACGCCGUGGAAGAUCGCUGGGUGCCAUCGUCGACGCUCGAGCGGCUGCUCGGGCCGGCGCCAACCGCGUCGCACAUGUCGCUCGGUCCCAUUGCACCGUACUUUGUCGAGCGCUUUGGCUUUACCAAGACGUGCCGCGUGAUUCCGUUCUCGGGCGACAACCCGUGCACGCUCGCAGGUAUGGGCCUGGCGUCUGUCGGUGAUGUGGGCAUUUCCCUCGGGACGUCCGGCUGCAUGUUUGUCGUUGCCGCGCCAGAAGCGAUUCGCCCGUCCGGCGAGGAAGGUCACGUGUUGACCAACCCCGUCGACCCCAAGACGCUGAUGGGCAUGCUUUGCUUCAAGAACGGGUCCUUGGCACGCGAGAACGUUCGCGAUCGACGCGCCGACGGGUCGUGGGCCGAGUUUUCAAGACUCAUGGACGCGACGCCGCCCGGCAACAACGGUGUCAUGGGCUUCUUUUACCUCACGCCCGAGAUUACGCCCGUCGUGCCCACCGAGUCGGCAGCACCGACCCUCAGCGGCAUCCACGGGUAUACGGCAGACGGCAGCGCCUUAGAUCUACUGCAAUCCCCACCCGCUGUUGAAAUCCGCGCCAUGGUCGAGUGGCAGUGCCUUGCCAUGGCGUGCCACCUGCAAAAGCUGUACCACGGCCCGAUCGCGCGCCUCAUCCUGGCAGGCGGUGCGUCCGUGAACCGAUCGCUCGUCGAGACGCUCGCCAAUGUCUUCAAUGCGCCCGUGUACAUUGAAGACAACAAAGUCAACACCGCGGCUCUUGGUGGCGCACUGCGUGCGCAGCACGGUGCUGCGUGCGACGACGCCGGCAUGUACCGUCCGUUUGACCCGAAAGUCGGCCUCGAGCUGCGAGCGACGCCAGCGCCAGAGACACGCCACGUGUACGAGCACAUGAUUCGUCGGUUUCCGAGCUUGGAAGCGACGGCGAUUGCGGCCCAGCGACAGCGCUUUGGCCCUUGA